Molecule: messenger RNA, 969 nt
Organism: Melampsora larici-populina 98AG31
Lineage: Eukaryota; Fungi; Basidiomycota; Pucciniomycetes; Pucciniales; Melampsoraceae
Exons: 6
Coding region: 1-969 (322 amino acids)
Source: RefSeq, a predicted model, not a curated record
AUGUCAGAUGAAGAUAGCGUCACCGGUCAUGGAAUUUACCUUUCCAGCAAUUUUGAGAUAGAAGAGAAGAUCACACCAGAGCAACCCCAACGCGAGACUCAAUAUCGAACUUACGUUUUAUCCAUACCCUGUAGCGGAGCCGAUCGUGAUAGAUGUUUUACUUAUGAAAUUCGUGCUACUGGCUUUAGCGGAAAAAAUCUCAAGCUUAUCCCGAAAAACAUUUAUCAUUUGCGUGGAGCUUUCUUUCCGCGUAACUUAUUGGAUACGAGCGGUGAUCAAUUAUUCUUUGAAGCGUCUGAUCGUGGAGUUAUUACCAACGGCAAAAGUUUUCCCUACAGCCUGAUUGAUAAUGUUGGUAUCACUGGAUUGGGACGCAUUUCAAAGAUCACCACGACUGUUGAAACUUCCAUCCAACACAUGAUACCGAAGAACCCCAACAAAGACAAAGUGACCACCAUUGUCACAGUUGAACAUUCAGACUAUCAUCCUGAAUCCAAAUCGGCCAAGGUAGUAAAAGAGGGUCGUGAAUGUCUUUUCCACGGAUACAUUAAGGACCUCAACGAAAUAACAAACUGCUACGUAGUCAUUGUAAGCAGAGUAUCACCUACUUCUGGACAUGUCGAGCCGUCGGAAAUGACUACUGAACCUGGCAUCAAAGCACGCCCUGCCGAUACCAAAGGCAAUCAAAACCCUAACAAACCGGUUAAUAUUCCAUUUGGUCCCUCUGAUUUCGCCGAGACUUCAUUCUCAUCUGCAUCGAGCCGAUCUCAGACUUCUUCAUCCAAAGAUAAAGUUCAGGAUGAAGAUAUUGAGGAAGAAUACUCAGUCCCAGCAAAGAAAACCAAAACUAGAGCUCCACCAAAACCGACUGGCGCUCCUGCCAGUCAACCGGCCAAACGACCUCGCGCUCCCCGGGCUCGCAGAGGUGCUGGACCAGAAAAAGUGCUCGACAUAGCAUUGGAUGAUUAA